AACUUCUUUUUGCGCCACGCUCUGCAAACACGAUUCGCCACUUUACUCAAUGCCAUCCACCUACUAAUGACUCUUACGUUCCAAUGUUUGUUUAAGAGGCAUUCAAGAAAGAAGGAUUGGGAUUUCGAUCUUUAUUGAUACCAGAUGGCCCAAUAAUGGACAUGAGGACAUGUUCGCUGGAGCCCACCAGGACUGAGUUAUCAGCAGCUACUGGUAGCCCAACACCGGAAUGUUCUGGUUGUCAGAAACCAAUACGUGAGAGGUAUCUAUUGAAGGCUUUAGAUCAAUUAUGGCACGAAGAUUGCCUCAAGUGUGCCUGUUGUGAUUGCAGACUUGGCGAGGUCGGUUCGACUCUUUUUACAAAAGCUAAUCUUAUUCUCUGUAAGAGGGAUUAUCUCAGACUCUUCGGCACAACAGGUUUAUGUUCGGCCUGCAACAAAACAAUUCCAGCUUUCGAAAUGGUUAUGAGGGCUCGAGGUAACGUCUACCAUCUGGAAUGUUUCGCUUGUCAGCAGUGCAAUCACAGGUUUUGUGUCGGUGAUAGAUUUUAUUUAUACGACAACAAAGUUUUAUGCGAAUACGAUUACGGGGAACGUGUUUUAUUCGCUCAUUUACCGUAUGAUACAAGUAGCUUGGAUCACAUAAAGAGACAGACUGAAAAUUUGUCGCCUUUUUCUCACGAUGAUCUUUCAAGUGGAUAUGGAAGUCCGGAUUCCCUUAGUGAUGGAAAGUAAAAGAAAGAAAGAGGAAAAAAUAAAUAAAUAGAAACAAAUAAAUAAAAGUGACAAUGAUAAUAAUACAAAAUGUACAGCACGUAUAUAAAACAUAAAUCGCGAUGUCACCGAAAAUCUCGACUCGAUGACAAAUAUGGACAUAGACAGAUUAUCCUUUGUUCUGUAGCCGUGAGUUGAAGAAUAAUAAUGUUCAAUGUAUGUAUAUUGUACUAAACGAACUUGGUUUAUAGGACUUUUAAUUAAUUAAUUCCGUAAAUUUUCUUUUUUUUUCCGUGUAAACGACAAGAAGCUUACGAAACUAGAGAAGAGAGAGAGAAAAAAAAUCAAAUUUCGAGUGUGUUUCUGUAAGCAGAACGUCAGAGCAAUCUUAUUCUUAAAUCGGUCUUUAAUAAAAGAAGGCCUUAAAAUAAUAAUUAUAUAAUGAUUCUGUGGUAUAAAAAGCCUCUAACUGUCUUACUCUUCUCGAAAUAAAAAUAAAUAUUUUUCGNAAAC
Centruroides sculpturatus (bark scorpion) is the source of this 1226-nucleotide messenger RNA. Its product is annotated as LIM domain only protein 3-like. Gene Ontology annotation, biological process: positive regulation of transcription by RNA polymerase II. Gene Ontology annotation, cellular component: nucleus. The record is from RefSeq and is a predicted model, not a curated record. Bases 156 to 734 code for a protein of 192 amino acids. Gene Ontology annotation, molecular function: transcription coactivator activity; DNA-binding transcription factor binding. Lineage: Eukaryota; Metazoa; Arthropoda; Arachnida; Scorpiones; Buthidae. The transcript has 4 exons.